UCAGACGUCGGGCUCACGCUUGUUCGCCAUUUUGUUUUCCGCGUUGAUGAAAAUAAAUUGUUAUCAAUCCAAUUUCCGCCGUUAGCUCUUGCAUCUUGCACCCAAGGUGGUAAUUGGUGUUGGCCGCAAUGGCUGCUCAGUUUAUGAUGCAGCCUGGUCCGCCAUUUGGUAUGAUGCCAGGACUGAUGCCGCAGCAACAGCAGCAGCAGCAACAACAGCAUCAUCAUCAGCCACCACAUAUUAGUGAAGAGAAACUGCAGGAAAAGGCACGCAAAUGGCAACAACUGCAGUCAAAACGUUAUGCAGAGAAACGAAAGUUUGGUUUCGUAGAUGCACAGAAGGAAGACAUGCCACCUGAACAUGUCAGAAAAAUAAUCAGAGAUCAUGGUGAUAUGACAAACAGAAAAUUUAGGCAUGAUAAAAGAGUUUAUCUUGGCGCUUUGAAGUACAUGCCUCAUGCUGUUAUGAAAUUGAUGGAGAACAUGCCGAUGCCAUGGGAACAGAUCCGUGAUGUUAAAGUUAUAUAUCACAUCACUGGUGCCAUUACAUUUGUUAAUGAAAUCCCUUGGGUCAUUGAACCGCUGUAUAUUGCACAAUGGGGAACAAUGUGGAUUAUGAUGCGUCGUGAGAAGAGAGAUCGUCGUCAUUUUAAAAGGAUGAGAUUUCCACCAUUUGAUGAUGAAGAACCUCCCUUGGAUUAUUCUGAUAACAUAUUAGAUGUUGAACCGUUAGAACCGAUACAGAUGGAACUAGAUAAUGAUGAAGAUGAAGCGGUAUUUGAAUGGUUUUAUGACCAUCGGCCACUGCAAGAUACAAAGUUUGUAAAUGGCACAAGUUACAGGCGAUGGGCCUUGAGUCUCCCUAUUAUGUCUACAUUGUAUCGUCUGGCUAACCAGCUACUAACAGACUUGGUGGAUGAUAAUUACUUCUAUCUCUUUGAUUUGAAAUCCUUCUUUACAUCAAAGGCUCUUAACAUGGCUAUUCCAGGAGGACCCAAGUUUGAACCACUCGUCAGAGAUGCUACUUUGCAAGAUGAAGAUUGGAAUGAGUUUAAUGAUGUCAACAAGAUCAUCAUUCGUCAACAGAUUCGUACAGAGUACAAAAUAGCCUUUCCAUAUCUGUACAAUAAUCUGCCACACUAUGUGCAUCUCAUAUGGUAUCAUACACCCAAUGUAGUAUUCAUCAAAACAGAGGAUCCUGAUUUACCAGCUUUCUAUUUUGAUCCACUUAUCAACCCUAUCUCACAUAGACAUGCUGUCACUACUGCUGAGCCACUUCCUGAUGAUGUGGAGGAGUUUGAACUACCAGACUUUGUGGAGCCGUUCUUACAGGAACAUCCAUUAUAUACAGAUAAUACAGCUAAUGGUAUAGCUUUGUUAUGGGCUCCCAGACCAUUCAAUUUAAGAUCCGGUAUACAACGUAGAGCUGUGGAUAUUCCACUUGUUAAAACAUGGUAUCGUGAGCAUUGUCCUGCUGGUCAGCCAGUCAAAGUGCGUGUAUCCUACCAGAAACUAUUGAAGUAUUACGUACUGAAUGCACUGAAACAGAGACCACCAAAGUCACAGAAAAAAAGAUAUCUUUUCCGGUCUUUUAAAGCCACAAAGUUUUUCCAGUCAACAACGUUAGACUGGGUAGAGACUGGUUUACAGGUCUGCAGACAGGGAUACAACAUGUUGAAUCUGUUGAUUCACAGAAAAAACCUCAACUAUUUACAUUUAGAUUAUAACUUUAACCUGAAACCUGUCAAAACUCUCACUACUAAGGAACGAAAGAAAUCCAGAUUUGGUAAUGCUUUCCACUUGUGUCGAGAGAUUCUUCGUCUUACAAAACUAGUAGUUGACAGUCAUGUACAGUAUCGCCUUGGCAACGUUGACGCCUUCCAGCUUUCUGACGGCUUACAGUACAUGUUCUCCCAUGUUGGUCAGUUAACCGGUAUGUACAGAUAUAAAUACAAACUUAUGAAGCAGAUAAGGAUGUGUAAAGAUAUCAAACAUCUCAUCUACUAUAGAUUCAACACGGGUCCAGUAGGUAAAGGUCCUGGUUGUGGUAUCUGGGCAUCUGGAUGGCGUGUCUGGAUCUUCUUCAUGCGAGGUAUCACUCCUCUUCUUGAAAGAUGGUUAGGUAAUCUCUUGUCACGUCAAUUUGAGGGACGUCACUCUAAAGGAGUUGCUAAGACUGUCACCAAACAACGAGUUGAAAGCCAUUACGAUUUAGAAUUGCGCGCAUCUGUAAUGCAUGACAUUGUGGAUAUGAUGCCAGAAGGAAUAAAACAGAAUAAAGCCAGGACUAUUCUGCAGCAUCUGAGUGAAGCUUGGAGAUGUUGGAAAGCUAACAUUCCAUGGAAGGUUCCUGGCCUUCCCACACCAAUUGAGAACAUGAUCUUGCGAUAUGUGAAGGCAAGAGCUGAUUGGUGGACCAACACAGCACAUUAUAACAGAGAACGUAUCCGUAGAGGUGCCACGGUAGAUAAGACAGUCUGUAAGAAAAAUCUGGGAAGACUAACGAGGUUGUAUCUUAAAGCAGAACAAGAAAGACAACACAACUAUUUGAAGGAUGGUCCUUACAUCUCAGCAGAAGAAGCAGUCGCCGUCUACACAACGACUGUACAUUGGCUUGAAAGUCGACGAUUCUCCCCAAUUCCGUUCCCACCACUGUCCUACAAACAUGACACUAAAUUACUGAUUCUGGCAUUGGAACGACUCAAAGAAGCUUACAGUGUAAAAAGUCGUCUUAAUCAAUCACAGCGUGAAGAACUUGGACUUGUUGAACAAGCAUAUGAUAAUCCCCAUGAAGCUCUUAGUAGAAUUAAGCGUCACUUGUUGACGCAGAGAGCUUUUAAAGAGGUUGGUAUAGAGUUCAUGGAUCUCUACAGUCAUCUCAUACCUGUAUACGAUGUGGAACCAUUAGAGAAGAUCACUGAUGCUUAUUUAGAUCAAUAUCUGUGGUAUGAAGCUGAUAAAAGGAGAUUAUUUCCACCGUGGAUUAAGCCAUCAGACAGUGAACCUCCACCGUUGUUGGUCUACAAGUGGUGCCAAGGUAUCAACAACUUGCAGGAUGUGUGGGAUACAGGGGAAGGUGAAUGUAAUGUCAUGAUAGAAUCCAAAUUUGAAAAGAUGUACGAGAAGAUAGAUUUGACUUUACUCAACAGAUUACUUCGUCUCAUUGUGGAUCAUAAUAUUGCUGAUUACAUGACAGCAAAAAACAAUGUUGUUAUCAACUACAAGGAUAUGAACCAUACUAAUUCCUAUGGUAUUAUUAGAGGUCUGCAGUUUGCAUCAUUCAUUGCACAAUACUAUGGUUUAGUAUUAGAUUUACUUGUACUGGGUUUGCAUAGAGCAAGUGAAAUGUGUGGACCACCACAGAUGCCAAAUGACUUCCUUACGUAUCAGGAUGUUGUCUCGGAAACUGCUCAUCCAAUCAGGCUGUUUUCUAGAUACAUUGAUAAAGUGCAUAUAUACUUCAGGUUUACGGCAGAGGAGGCAAGAGAUCUGAUUCAGAGAUAUCUAACAGAGCAUCCUGACCCUAAUAAUGAGAAUAUUGUCGGCUAUAAUAAUAAGAAAUGCUGGCCCAGAGAUGCAAGAAUGAGACUUAUGAAACAUGAUGUCAACCUGGGGAGGGCUGUUUUCUGGGAUAUGAAGAAUCGUCUACCUCGCUCCGUUACAACGUUCACAUGGGAAAACAGCUUUGUGUCCGUGUACAGUAAAGACAAUCCUAAUUUACUAUUCAAUAUGAGUGGUUUUGAGUGCCGUAUAUUACCCAAGUGUAGGACAACACAUGAAGAGUUUACUCACAGGGAUGGUGUGUGGAACUUACAGAAUGAAGUGACCAAGGAGCGUACUGCACAAUGUUUUCUGAGAGUUGACGACGAAGCCAUGCAAAGAUUUCAUAACAGAGUUCGACAGAUUCUGAUGGCUUCCGGAUCUACAACGUUUACCAAGAUUGUAAAUAAAUGGAACACUGCCCUGAUUGGAUUAAUGACGUAUUUCCGUGAAGCUGUUGUCAACACACAAGAACUGCUUGAUCUACUUGUUAAAUGUGAAAAUAAAAUACAGACUCGUAUCAAGAUUGGUUUGAAUUCCAAAAUGCCAAGUCGUUUUCCACCUGUUGUGUUUUAUACACCUAAAGAGCUGGGUGGACUUGGUAUGUUGUCUAUGGGACAUGUGCUGAUACCACAGUCAGAUUUGAGAUGGUCUAAGCAGACAGAUGUUGGGAUAACUCAUUUCCGUUCCGGUAUGAGUCAUGAUGAAGAUCAACUGAUCCCUAACUUGUAUCGUUACAUCCAGCCAUGGGAAAGUGAGUUUAUUGAUUCACAGCGUGUAUGGGCUGAAUAUGCACUCAAGAGACAAGAAGCGCUGGCCCAAAACAGGCGGUUAACGCUGGAAGAUUUAGAAGAUUCAUGGGAUCGUGGGAUACCACGUAUCAAUACAUUGUUCCAGAAAGACAGACAUACACUGGCAUAUGAUAAAGGAUGGAGAGUCAGAACAGACUUCAAACAAUAUCAGGUAUUGAAACAGAAUCCAUUCUGGUGGACUCAUCAGCGGCAUGAUGGGAAGCUGUGGAACCUUAAUAACUACAGAACUGACAUGAUACAAGCAUUGGGUGGUGUGGAAGGCAUAUUAGAACAUACACUAUUCAAGGGUACAUACUUUCCUACAUGGGAAGGUCUCUUCUGGGAGAAAGCCAGUGGUUUUGAAGAAUCCAUGAAAUACAAGAAAUUAACAAAUGCUCAAAGGUCUGGUUUGAAUCAGAUCCCCAACAGAAGAUUUACAUUAUGGUGGUCACCAACAAUUAACAGAGCUAAUGUGUAUGUUGGUUUCCAAGUACAGUUAGAUUUGACUGGUAUAUUCAUGCACGGUAAAAUCCCAACAUUGAAGAUAUCUUUAAUCCAGAUAUUCAGAGCUCAUUUAUGGCAGAAGAUCCAUGAAAGUGUUGUCAUGGAUUUGUGUCAGGUUUUUGAUCAAGAGUUAGAUGCACUGGAAAUUGAUACUGUGCAGAAAGAGACAAUUCAUCCCAGAAAGUCGUACAAAAUGAAUAGUUCUUGUGCUGAUAUAUUAUUAUUUGCAAAUCAUAGAUGGCUUGUAUCAAGACCAUCAUUACUGGCUGACUCAAAAGACACCAUGGAUAACACAACAACCCAGAAAUACUGGAUUGAUGUGCAACUAAGAUGGGGAGACUAUGACUCGCAUGAUAUUGAACGUUACGCUCGAGCUAAGUUUCUGGAUUACACUACGGAUAACAUGAGUAUUUAUCCAUCCCCCACUGGUGUAUUGAUUGCAUUAGAUUUGGCUUACAACCUGCAUAGUGCAUUUGGUAACUGGUUCCCUGGUGGCAAGCCGUUGAUCCAGUCAGCCAUGGCAAAGAUCAUGAAAGCUAACCCAGCACUGUAUGUGUUACGUGAACGUAUCCGUAAAGGUCUACAACUGUAUUCUUCAGAACCUACUGAGCCAUACUUGUCAUCACAAAACUAUGGUGAACUCUUCUCUAAUCAAAUUAUCUGGUUUGUGGAUGAUACUAAUGUCUACAGAGUAACUAUCCAUAAGACGUUUGAAGGUAAUUUAACAACCAAGCCAAUCAAUGGAGCUAUCUUUAUUUUCAAUCCACGUACUGGUCAGCUUUUCUUGAAGAUUAUUCACACAUCUGUAUGGGCUGGACAGAAACGUCUCGGACAGCUUGCCAAGUGGAAGACUGCUGAGGAGGUUGCUGCAUUGAUCCGAUCUCUACCAGUUGAAGAACAACCUAAACAGAUUAUUGUAACAAGAAAGGGCAUGCUUGAUCCAUUGGAGGUACAUUUAUUGGAUUUUCCCAACAUUGUCAUCAAAGGUAGUGAAUUACAGUUGCCGUUCCAAGCAUGUCUCAAAGUAGAGAAGUUGGGAGAUUUAAUAUUGAAAGCAACUGAGCCUCAGAUGGUGUUAUUCAACUUAUACGAUGACUGGUUGAAGAGUAUAUCAUCCUAUACCGCCUUUUCCAGAUUGAUCUUAAUCUUGCGAGCCCUUCAUGUGAACACUGACCGUACUAAAGUGAUUCUCAAACCGGACAAGACCACCAUCACUGAACCACAUCAUAUCUGGCCAUCUCUGACAGAUGACGAGUGGAUCAAAGUUGAACUGUCACUCAAAGAUCUCAUCUUAGCAGAUUACGGAAAAAGAAACAAUGUGAAUGUCGCUUCUUUAACACAGUCUGAAAUCCGUGAUAUAAUUUUGGGAAUGGAGAUCUCGGCACCAUCGCAACAAAGGCAGCAGAUUGCAGAGAUUGAAAAACAAACUAAGGAACAGUCGCAGUUAACAGCAACGACAACGAGAACAGUUAACAAACAUGGUGAUGAGAUUAUUACAUCCACAACCAGUAAUUAUGAAACAGCUACAUUCUCAUCUAAAACUGAAUGGAGGGUCAGGGCUAUAUCUGCUACAAAUCUACAUCUCCGAACCAAUCAUAUUUAUGUCUCAUCUGAUGACAUCAAAGAAACUGGCUACACAUACAUCCUACCCAAGAAUAUCCUAAAGAAGUUUAUUAUAAUUUCAGAUCUGCGUGCACAGAUUGCUGGUUACCUAUAUGGUGUUAGCCCACCAGAUAAUCCCCAGGUGAAGGAGAUCCGCUGUAUUGUGAUGGUCCCACAGUGGGGCACACAUCAAACUGUACAUCUACCAAACCAACUACCACAACAUGAAUAUCUCAAGGAGAUGGAACCGUUAGGAUGGGUACAUACACAACCCAAUGAAACACCACAAUUAUCACCACAAGAUAUCACAACACAUGCUAAGAUAAUGGCAGAUAAUCCAUCUUGGGACGGUGAAAAGACUGUGGUUAUUACAUGCAGUUUUACCCCUGGGUCAUGUUCACUGACUGCUUAUAAGUUAACACCUAGUGGUUAUGAAUGGGGAAGACAGAAUACAGAUAAAGGCAACAAUCCUAAAGGCUAUCUACCAUCUCAUUAUGAGAGAGUACAAAUGUUGUUAUCAGAUCGAUUCCUUGGCUUCUUUAUGGUGCCCGGACAAGGAUCAUGGAAUUACAACUUUAUGGGUGUUCGACAUGACCCUAAUAUGAGGUAUGAAUUACCUGCCAAUCCAAAAGAAUUUUACCAUGAAGUACACAGACCAUCACAUUUCCUGAAUUUCAGUUCAAUAGAAGAGGGUGAUGAUGGAACAGAUAGAGAAGAUCUCUAUGUAUAGAAGAGGGUGUGGUUACCCAAACCAAUAGUGAAGUCUGUAGUAUUUGUGUUAACCAUCAACUUAAUCUAAACCAAACAAUUCAGAAAUAUUUAAAUGAAUAUGGUCACUCACUCUCAUCAAUAAUAGAUGAAACACUAAAUCAGGUUUCUUGAUAGCUAUAAAUUGGCUAACCAUAAUACAGCCACACAUUGAGAUGUGAAUUGAUAUUGGGUCAUGUGAUUCUCAAAAGGAGAUGUGGGAGGGACACAAUUGCGUUUUAAAACUUUUUUAUGAGCUACACACUUUACAGAGUAAUGUUUUAGUAGUGAUGGCAAUUAAUUAAAAUUAGGAGUUAUCACUCAGGGUCUCCCUGUGUGAAAUGGUAUAUUCCUGAUUUAAUACCAACUGCUCACUCAUCUUGCAAUAUGGGAAAAUAAAGAAACCAGGGAUGAGAAUGAGAAUUUUAAUUUUCAGCUGAAAGUGUAAAGUAGCCGGGGUCUGAGAACCAAUAGCCUUUCCCAGGACCUCUCGCGUACCGAUGAAGUAACUCAAUUUUUCAGUUACCACUUCAUCUUUCUUCCUGAUUCGCAUGGUCAAAGUCACUUUCUUGUCAAGCCAUGCCCAACAAAAUUUGGUCCUAAUGUCUUUAUUGAUCUCUCGCACAGCUGACCCGUUGUCUUUCUUAACCAAUUUCACCAUUAUUGCUUCAUGAAACUUGUAAACAACGAUUGAAACAAUAAAAUGGUGUCGUUGGUGAAAAGCAAAAUGAAAACUCUUCACUGAUUGACUCAGCCAAUCAUGUUAAUAGUUACAUAUUACUUUAAAACUUCAAAACCACUUCGGAUUUUUCAAUUACACUGAUGAAAAGUCGCGAACAUUCAGCAUUGGAGACACCGCGAGCUGUCUCCCUUCGACCAUUCACUGAUACAGUCCUCUUGCAGCCGACAACAAUGAUCCAACAGCGUGUUCACUUCUGGUGAAUGAACAAGAUUUGUAUUCUCACCCCUCUAAAAUUUUCUCUUCAAAUUUAUACGUUUCAGAAAAUCGGUCCCUGGAGCUUAGAAAUCUGCGGAAAAUUCUCAUCCCGGAGAAACUUGCCCAUUUAGGUUGGAUGGUUCAUUAUUUCGAUCAGCAGCAAAGCUAACCACUUACCAUGAUUUGGGAUACUAAGAUGGAAUCUCUAUCAUCAACUUGUAAUAGCACACGCAAUUCAUUGUGAAAUUAAAGAAAAGAAAAAGUAAAUUAAUAUCAAAUUCCAGGUAUGAAAUUAGAGUGUCCGUUCUUCAAUAUGGUGUGACCUGCAAUCAAUUCACAUUACAAUGUGUAGCUGUAUGGUUAGGUAAUUAGCUGACAUUAUUGCUUAUUUGGUGUACAAUCUAUUAUUGCCAUGAGAUAUCAUUCCGUUCUUAGUUUUAAAAAAAAAGUUUCAUUACUACU
Molecule: messenger RNA, 8582 nt
Organism: Saccoglossus kowalevskii
Lineage: Eukaryota; Metazoa; Hemichordata; Enteropneusta; Harrimaniidae
Product: pre-mRNA-processing-splicing factor 8
Biological process (GO): spliceosomal tri-snRNP complex assembly; mRNA splicing, via spliceosome
Cellular component (GO): catalytic step 2 spliceosome; U5 snRNP
Molecular function (GO): U1 snRNA binding; protein binding; pre-mRNA intronic binding
Source: RefSeq, a predicted model, not a curated record